Molecule: messenger RNA, 2595 nt
Organism: Orbilia oligospora ATCC 24927
Lineage: Eukaryota; Fungi; Ascomycota; Orbiliomycetes; Orbiliales; Orbiliaceae
Exons: 3
Coding region: 1-2595 (864 amino acids)
Biological process (GO): regulation of transcription by RNA polymerase II
Molecular function (GO): DNA-binding transcription factor activity, RNA polymerase II-specific; RNA polymerase II cis-regulatory region sequence-specific DNA binding
Source: RefSeq, a predicted model, not a curated record
AUGUCGUCUGCCUACGUAACUCCACCAUAUUCACAGCCCAUGCAGGCUGGCCCUACACAGUCGAUGGCCUCACAACCUGCUCCAAAGCCGCAACAACUCUCGCAAUCGCAGUCUCCCUUUUCCAUGGCGGCUCCUAUUCCCCAACAUCAGCCGCAGCAGUCUAAACCCUUCACCUUUGGUCAACCAACAUCACAUCCUCGACCAGAACUCCAACAACAACAGAAUCAACCGAGUUCGAGGCCACCGCCCCCAUCGUUCCCGUUCAAUACUCCCCAUGUUCAAUUUGCUACACCGCCGAAUCCACAAUUCCGACCACAACAAGUACCACAGCAGGUUGGAUUGGGAGGGUUUAAUUUUCCAAGGACAACUGGGCAGGCUGUUGGUGCUCCUGGCGAGGGACAGAGUGUGGGCUCUCAGGGUCAAAACAACUCCACGACGGAGCCAUCGAUUGGUCAUGGUGCACGUGGCGCUCGUGGGCACAAGAAGAAACUUUCGAUCAGCACCGCGACUGCAGCCCUCAAAUUGGCCGACAAUGACGAUUCUCCAGCCGUAGGAAGCGAGAAUAGCACGCCCGGGGGGUCAGUCUCAGCCACUUCCGCGACUGGAACAACGGCCUCGGCACCAGCAUCGGGUACAACAGCUACGAAGGGGAAGAAGAAGAAGCAGCAGAAGUUCUUCUGCGAGGGAUUUGAAGGAUGCAAUCUCAGCUUUACCCGCAGCGAGCACUUGCUCCGACACGUUCGUAAACACACCGGCGAACGACCAUUCCACUGCCAUUGCGGCAGGGCAUUUUCGCGAAUGGAUAAUCUGAGACAGCAUUCUACGACUGUUCACGCCGACGAGUACAUUCCUCCUGAUUCGCUUGCGGCCACUGGAGCUCGAUAUCCACGUAACAAGACCGAAAGGAAGCAGAGCAGCGGGCGGGCUAGGUCCUCCACGACGGGAUCCAUGCCUCCACCGCAAUCACCAGCACACCCCCCUGAUGCCAUGGCCGUGGAAUAUCCUCCUGAGGCUCAGGCCCAAGUGCCACAGGAAUCUCAGUCAGACGCUGGCAGACGUCGGGCCCGUCCACAUUCGUUGUUCAUUCCGUCCGAAGUAAGCAAGCAACGUAGGCCUUUGAUUUACCAAGGCUCAACGACGGAGUAUGCCGCUUCCUCACCUCUUACUACCCCGACAUCGACAACAUUUACAAAUAGUGCUCUUGGCCAAAGUCCCUUAACUAGCCCGUUAUUCCCGGCUAUUCCAGUGCCGCGAACAUCUUCUCCUUCCAACAAUUCCCCAGCCUCUUCAUGGCAAAACAGGAGACUUUCACAGCCACAGCAGGCCCAACCUCAACAGCAGCAGUCCCACGGUGUUGGAAAUGGCUUCCAGAUCCCACCCGUCCCACAAAGAGGAAAUGGUCCGAUGCUCCCCCCACUUCGCGACCUUGCACAAAUCCAACAACAGCAUCAACAACAGCAGCAGCAGCAGCAUCAACAGCAGCACCAUACCCACACCCCCACCGUCCAUGGCCCAGCACCUCCAACCCCGGUUGAGUCAGAAAUGGCUGAACCACCUACUCCCAGCCGGAAACGGUCUAGGAAGGAACCAGAGGAGGAUAACCGAAGACGGACAUGGCACCCUGGUACUUUCUCCGGGUUUGUACCGCCCAAGGAUGAGGAAAUGCCGACCUUACCGCCAGUUCAUACAUUGUUCAGCAGUAUCAACAGUAUUCCGACACCGGCUACAACUUUCAGCAGCCCGUCUCAUAGCAAUAGAAAUUCCUUUACAUUUCCACAGUCACCUUUACAGCAAAUGAGCCUGCCAUCCCACGAGCCGACAUUUGAUUCGAUUCCAACACCAUCUACGAGGAGGAGUUCAUUUAAUCAGAAUGAGAAUCCGCAAUUUUUGCAGGAAAGGAGCCAUUCGAUGUAUGGGAACCAGUCGGCGAUGCGAAAGACCCCGCCAUCCAGACUGAAGUUAGAGAGGCACUCCUGGGCCCCCAACCAUUUUAGCGGAUUGUCAGCAGAAACGUAUCCACCAACUACAAUGUCAUCUGCACAAGGCGGAUUCUUAGCACCGCCUGAGCGUCAUUACGAUGAUGGGCCGACGCCAACGAAAGCCGAAGCAUUCCCAAAGACGCCGAGGACAGCUAUUCCGGCGAAUGGCCCGACACGAUUGGUGUUCACUGGGCGUCAGGAUCGUCAGGGAAGUAGCGAUGACAGCGAUAAUAAUGAUGUGGUUAUUACCCCCGCAAGUUCAGUGGACACAGAUGGCGCACAGAAGCUUUCAUUGAAACAUGUUUUGGGAAUUGAAACUGAUGCACCAACUAAUGAACGCUUCAUGCCUUUCGGUUCACUCUCAUCUGCUGCAUUCCACGCUUCAAGCACAACCUUUGGAUCUUUUGGGUCACCGAAUAUGUCCCGUCCCCGAAGCAUUGGGACCCACCCACAACAUCUCCAACCAACUCAUCAACCUUCAAGCCGCCCACAUUCUGGGCAGUUUGGCGUCGACAGAAGUUCCUCGCACGGGAGCUUAGAUGUGCUCGCCGAAGCUGCCAGGAUCGAUACGGAUAUUCGAAGGCCAAGCUUGGACCAUCGAAUGGAUCUUUCCUAG